AUGCUUUGCGGCAGGCGGACGUGGUCCUGCUGCCGAUGCCGCGGCCCCGGUGAGGCAGGUAGCUCGGAACGGUCUCCUACGCCUCGCAGAGCAGUUGCCUAGCAACAGACCUAGGCCCGCCUGACCACCCGGCCGUGCGGGCUGCGCGGAGGCGGCUCAGGUUUUCACUAAAUCUGUUGGCAAUGUCUAUGAUCUUAUCUGCCUCAGUGGUCCGUGUUAGAGAUGGGCUCCCGCUAUCUGCCUCUACAGAUUAUGAGCAAAGCAUGGGAGUGCAGCAAUGUAGAAAAUAUUUUAAAACACUCUCGAAGAAGCUUGCUCAGCUUCCUGAUAGAUGUAUGCUGAAAGCUGGCCAGUAUAAUAUAAAUUUUAUUAGCUCUCUGGGAGUGAGCUACAUGAUGCUGUGCACUGAAAAUUACCCCAGUGUUCUGGCUUUCUGCUUCCUGGAUGAGCUUCAGAAAGAGUUCAUCACCACGUACAAUAUGAUGAGGACAAAUACUGCCAUCCGGCCAUACUGUUUCAUAGAGUUUGAUAAUUUUAUUCAAAGGACCAAGCAGAGAUAUAAUAACCCACGGUCUCUGUCGACAAAGAUAAAUCUUGCUGACAUGCAGACAGAAAUCAAGCUGAGACCACCUUAUCAAAUUUCCAUGUCUGAACUUGGUUCAACUAAUGGAUUUGCACACUUAUCAGCUGCAGAAUUUAAGGGUACUGGUAAGAUAUCUGCUGCUCCUCAUCAACGACUGGAAGCCGUUACUCUGCCAGGGAUUGUGUCAUUUAUACUGAGCCUGUUAUGUGGGGCUUUGAAUUUAAUUAGAGGGUUUCAUGCCAUAGAAAGUCUUCUGCAGAACGAGGGUGAAGAUUUCAGUUAUGUCAUUGCCUUUUUCCUUGGAACAGCAGCCUGCUUGUAUCAGUGUUAUUUAUUUUUAUACUGCACAGGCUGGCGGAACGUCAAAUCCUUCCUGACUUUUGGUUUAAUCUGCCUAUGUAACAUGUAUCUGUACGAACUGCGCAAUCUCUGGCAGCUCUUCUUCCACGUGACAGUGGGAGCAUUUUCAGCAUUACAGAUACGGCUAAGACAACCACAAGGGAAAUCCCCAGAUUACAAUGUCUGACCCAAGUCCUGGGACCUCCCAAGGCAGUCUCAGUCCACCCAUGGUUCCCUCUCAGGAAUGAAAAGCUUUUCUCCAAAAGAAGAAGUUGUUUUGUUUUGUUUUUUUAAAAGAUCACCGUAAGAUGCCUGUGGACGUUUGUGACUUGAGCCCUUAGACUUCUCCUUGAAGACUGAAGACACACACAAUACAGGAUUAGUGGCGGAAAAUGGGUCCUAUCCAUGCAGAGCAUUGUCCCUUGAGGACAAAUAAAAGUUUGGAGGACUUGACUGAUGAUAGCAGGAAAAAGCCUCCUUCAAAAGUAUGAUAAUGGAAAAAAAAAUAUAUAUAUACAGGGCAUGUUCUGCAUAUCAAGUGAGUGCGCCAAUUCCAAAAUCAGUUUUGCCUUUGUGAGGCAGUAGUAUAGGCUAAGAUGCUAUUGCAUAUUAGCAGACUAUAUUUGGAACGAGAGAGUUACUAAAUGUGAGCCUAUUGGAUUGCACAUUAAAUUUAAUGGAAUGUGUGUAUGUGUUUUCUUAAUUAAAGCCUAACCUGGAAACCAUCUGUUUAUGGGGAUUAGCUCCUUGGUCCCAGUGGCCUUCCAUCUAGUGCUGAGUUAACUUAAAUAUUUUUCUCUGUAUCAUUUGUUUUUAAUGAUCUUUUGAAAGUGACCUUUAUGGACAAGUUUUAUUUAAGUAAAUAACCUACAAUUCUG
Mauremys mutica (yellowpond turtle) is the source of this 1800-nucleotide messenger RNA. RefSeq names its product SEC22 homolog A, vesicle trafficking protein (gene SEC22A). The transcript has 7 exons. Gene Ontology annotation, biological process: endoplasmic reticulum to Golgi vesicle-mediated transport. The record is from RefSeq and is a predicted model, not a curated record. Lineage: Eukaryota; Metazoa; Chordata; Testudines; Geoemydidae. The coding region runs from base 183 to 1109 and encodes 308 amino acids.